Molecule: messenger RNA, 438 nt
Organism: Entamoeba invadens IP1
Lineage: Eukaryota; Evosea; Mastigamoebida; Endamoebidae
Product: Ras family protein
Exons: 2
Molecular function (GO): GTP binding; GTPase activity
Source: RefSeq, a predicted model, not a curated record
UUGUAUGACAAGAAGUGUGGACAAGAACAAUACAAGUCAUUAGCGAGUCAGUAUUACAGAGAAACCCAAGGUGCUCUCAUUGUGUAUGACAUAACGAACAGGGAUUCCUUUGAUUAUCUUCAAGAAUGGAUCGAUGAUGUUUCGAUGUAUUGUCCCCAAGGUGUGAAAAUAGUGUUAGUUGGGAAUAAGGUUGAUCUUGAGAAUCAAGCGCGUGCGGUGACUUACGCUGAAGGUAAAAAGUUUGCUGAUGAGGGUGGAUAUGACUUUUUCGAGACCUCUGCCAAAUUGAAUAUCAAAGUAGAAGACGCUUUUCGAGGGUUGGUCACCAAGAUCGUCCAGGCUGAUCAUUCGCACACGACAGAAGUCACCCAGAGUUCACAAGACCGAGUCAAAAUAACUCAACAAAAAACACAAGAGGAAAAGAAAGGGUGUUGCUGA